AUGGCGCUAGCAGAGGGCAUCGACCUUCUCGAUCAGGCUCUGGAUGAGCCCACGUGGAAAGACCUCGAUGAAGUCACGGCUCUUAUAAGCAAGCAGCUGGACGUAAAAAAUGGCGCAGCAGCAGCGGCAGCAGCAGGUGGAUCGCGCAACAGCGUGGCGGACUAUUGGGCUGCGGAGACCGUUAAGCUUCUAGAGGAUCUUAAGAGCGUCAGUGUGGAGGCACUCGCAACCACCGACCCUGCGGACCGCAAUGCGUGGAAGAUGUGCGAGGAGGGUCCGGAGCACCGCGCGAUGCUGCGCAAGGGGCCGGAAGGCACGGCGAUAAACGCGCUGUGCAUGGAGGGGCGCAUCGACAGCCCCGUGCACGCCGCCGUCGCCAUGACGCGCGACGCGGGGUUCUUCAAGGAGUGGUGGCCGCAGGGCGACAUGCCCGUCUACCGCAUCGUGGAAAACCGGUACCUCGCGCGCGUCGGCGACGGCUUCGAUAUUACAUACAUGAAGUUCAAGGUGCCGUGGCCGUUUCCAUGGCAGGAAUUCGCGAUGAUUUUCUUUACCAUUUACGACGCGGACACGGGCGUCGCUACCACGGUCGUCCGCACGCUUCCAGAGGACAACAGCGAAAUCGACUCAUCCAUUCACGGCUUUUCCCGUGACAUGGCGCCGCCAGUCCCCUCGGGAAUGGUCCGCAUGGCGAUCAACGGCGGAUUCUCCAUCAAAGAUCUGGGCCGUUCGCGCUGCCACUUCCGGUCGAUCUUUACAUGCGAUCUGAAGCUCCCGGCCAUGGUGGUCAACUUCGUUACCAAGGAGUUCGGAGGGGUGCUGUUCAAUCUGUUCCGAAAGGAGGUGGAGACGGAUUUGGCCGAUGAAGGGCAAAAGGGGGUGGAGUUUAGGAAGGUUCUGAAAGAGGAGAAGCUGUAUGGCCGGAUUGAAGCAGCUAUGGAUGCGUAUAGGGCAAAGGCGGCUGGAGGAUUCGGGAUGGGUGAGAAUGGGUUGGGAGAGACGGGGGUGGAGGGAGAGGAAGGGGAGGAGGUGGAGGAGGAGAAGAAGGUGCUGGUGGCUACUGCGUCGUUUGUGGAGGGAGGCGUUAGGGAGGCACGUAGACCUGCCAUGGCAUCAGCAGCUGCAGCAGCAGCUGCCGCUGCUGCGGACCCAGCAGGUGCACAAUCAGCAGCGGCAGUGGGUCGCGCAGAUGAUGAUGAAGAGGAGGUGUUUGAGGAUGCAGAGGAUCAGCUUCUCGUUACCCUGGAAGACUCAGAGACUCCUGCUUACCACCACCACCAGCACCAGCACCAGCAGCAGCAGCAGCACCCCCAUCCUCCUGUUCCUCCUGCGUACGCCCCCUUCUCAUCCCAAGACCCGGCCAUCGCUGCAGCCUUCGCAGCAGCAGCCGCGCUGGCAGGCGCAGGUGGGACUGGUGCAGGUGGGACUGGUGCAGGUGGUAACCCCGUGGUUGGCUCUGCUAGCUCCGGUGCUGCCGAUCCUGCCCUGACCCCGGACGUGCUCCAGGCUAUGGCAACUCUAGAGCAGGCGUUAGUGUCCCUGCGUGCCCGCACCUCUGCUGCACUAUCUGCUGCUGCUCACUCCGGCGGAACAGGAGGAGGGAUGUACGCAGGGCAGUACGGUCACGCCUAUCCUCCCCCUUCCCACCCUGCCUAUGGUGCUGUGCCUGGGUAUGGACCAGUGGUGGGGGGAAAGGGUGGCAGGCUUGUGGGUGCUCCUAUGGGGAAUCCUCAGCUGCUGCCGUAUUAUGCCGCCCCGUUCCCGCCCAAUGAGAUGCAGCGGUUUGCCGGGGGUUAUGGAAAAGGAGGGUAUGGGAAUGGGGUGUAUGGCCCUGGUGCUUAUGGCGAUGGUGGUUAUGGGGGGAAUGGUGAAGGUAGAUUGGUGGAUGAAAGGCAGCUUGAUCCGCGUAUAGUCACAUCCAUCUGGAUCAGCAAUACUGCUGAUCUUAUUUCCGAGCCUCCCGCUCGCCUCGAAACAUGGAAGGCGGAGGGGUGGGUGGCGGAGGCCGUGAGUGGCGCCCGCGGGGAGGCGGCGGCGGAGGCCGCGGACGGGGAGGCGGAAGACAAGGCGGCGGGGGGGCGUAUGCGGGAGACAGUUGGGGGGACGGCGCGGGGACAGGCAGAGGGGGAACAGGCGGAGGGGGAAGAGGCGGAAGGGGUGACGGGGACGCGUCAGGCUGGGGUGGCGGAGGGAGAGGAGGGCGGGGCGGAAGCGGCGGAAGGUAUGGGGGAGGGGAUCAGCGCGGCUGGCGGGGGGACGGCGGAGGCGGAAGGCAACAAGGACGGGGAGGCGGAGGUUUUGGCGGAAGAUGGGGCGGAGGGGGCGGACGAGGGGGGAGAAAUUAUCAGCAGCAAGGGGAGCAACAAGGGGAGAAUCAGGCGGGAGCAGUGCAGCAGGCUGAGCAGCAGCUUUCUCAGUUUCCCCUUUUCCCCCUUCUCCCUUUUCCCCAUUUCUCUCGUUCCCCCCUCUCCCCAUCCGCCUUUCCCGACACUCCCCCUGGCUAUCAACACUCUGUUUCUCUGCAUCCCAGUUGCGCGCACGCCCUCGCUCGUGGCCUUCCUCGAUUCGUAUCUCCGCUUCCGCUCGCGAUGGUUCGAUCUUCUCCUCUCUGCCGCUGCUGCGGCUGCUGAAACUGGUGGAUCUACGAGAACAGCGGGAGGAGACGGAGUGGACGGGGGAGGGAGAGGAGGGGAGGGGAGUGUGGGGACAGGGAGGGGAGUGGUGGUGGGGGAUGAGGAGCUGUGUCGGCUGGUGUUCCUGCUGCUGCUACGCAUGUCGUCUAAUAUCGAGUCCAGAGCCAAACCAUCAGAGCAGCUCCAAGCCAAGGACCAUGCACACCUACUUCUCUCCAUGCGUCUGUUCGAUGCCCCCAAGCUCUUGGAUGUGGCUGCUGUCUUUGGGAAGGCCAACCCAGUCGCAACACGGCAGCUGGUGUGCCGGGUGCUGGUCUCUCAGCCUCUCCUUCGGGCCGAUCUCUCGUCGUCUCUGCUGCAGCUGCUGCGGGUGGUUGAGGAGAUGGUGACACGGGCAUGUGGGCAGAUGGAAGAGCCAGCUUCUGCAUCAGAGAUCAUCCAAGCCCUUCACUACCUCUGUGACUUUGCCUUCUCUCUCGAUGCGCUCUUUGACGCAUACCCGCCUGCACCGCUGCUCCUCCUGCAAGCAACCACAACGGCAACAACGAAAACAGCACCUACAAGGAAAGGAAAACACGGCGCAACAGCAGCAGCAGCAAAUUCUCCUGUGCGGCUUCUCUCUGUGUUGGCUCGGAUUCACGACUCCUUUCUCCCUCUGCUCCUCCUCCUCGCCUCCUCCAACCCCUUGGUAUCAGCAAAGCGAACACUGAUACAAGCAGCACCAAGGGUGAAUUUUCAGGGGAAGAUUCUUCAGACGAAGCUGGAGGAAGUUUCUUGGAAGUAUCUCUGGGGCGUGUAUCUUGGAGGAAAGGGGUGUGCUCGUGCUGCUGCUGUUGCUGCUGGUGGUGGUGGUGCUGGUGCUGCUGGUGGUGGUACUGGUGGUGAUAAUACUGCUGGUGGUGGUAGGAAUAGCAGGAGCAAGGGUGGCAGGGGUCGAGGCGGCAACAGUGGUAGCAGCAGUGAUGGUUUGCCACCCUGUCCUGUGUGUGAUUCUGGAGUCAAGUCGGGCAGGGGAAAACAAUCUGCGUGCCCGUUGUGGGACGGGUUGCUUGGGCAGAAAAUGAAUUUCGGGCAGUUGCUGCUGGAAGAGAUUCUUGCGGUGCAUGGAGUGAGCUCGGGCAGCUCGGGCAGCAAAGUUGUGGAUGGUGUGGCGUGGAUCCCACUGCUACGGGCAGUUGAUGCUUCUUUUGGUCUUCGGUCAGCAAUCUAUGAAGAGAAAAUGAAAGGCAAUCUUCCCCUCGACAACACGCAGUUUGAUACAAUCUCCGACAUAAUCGGCCCUCCAAUCACCGUGCCACCACCCCUCACUUCCUCCUCCUCUGACCCAUCUACUACCAGCAACAUCACUCCAGCCAACCACCCCCCUACAGCAGAAGACUUCCCUUCCCUCACUCCCUCCCUCAUUCCCUCACUCUCGUCUGCCGCUGAUGCUGAGUCAGCAGCCCUGGAGCAAUCCAAAAUCUCGCUCGUGCGGGAUAUUUUCCCGGAUUUCGGGGAGGGUUUUGUGGGGGCGUGUUUGGAGGCGUAUGGGGGGGAUGCAGAAGCGGUGAUUCAGCAUGUGCUGGAGGGGAGUUUACACCCGGACUUAGCUAAGUUCGUCCGAAGCAAGAGGGAAGAUGAGUCAGUGGAAGAGGAGGUUUGGAAGCGAGGUUCGGCAGCAGGUACGGGGAGCAGGAGGGAGCAGGAGGCAGUGAAGCGGUUUGUGUUUGAGUCCCAGUUUGAGUACGACGAUGAGUAUGACGACUCUUUUGAUGAGCUGGAAGGGUAUGACAUGGCAGGGGGUGCGGGGAGCAGUGAGGUAGAGGAGGUGGGGACGAGGUUUGCUGCACGCGCUGCUGCUGCUGCUGCUGCUUCUGCUGCUGGUGGUGUUGGUUCAGGGGUGCUUGGUAAAAAUCAACCACCUCAGCAGCAGCAGCAGCAGCAGCAGCAGCAGCAGGGGGGGCUGGAAGGCGGUGGGAGUCGUGGUGAUGGUGCUGCUGCUGGCGGUGGCGGUGGCAGUGGUGGUGGCGGUGGUGGUGGUGGGAGUCGUGGUGGUGCUGCUGCUGCUGGCGGUGGUGCUGCUGCUGCUGGCAGUGGCGGUGGCAGUGGCAGUGGCAGUGGCAGUGGUGGGGGGGGAGGAAGAGGACAACAGCCUUCUGCAGGUGGAUCCAGGGGAGGUUCAUCUGGUGGGUCUGGGGGAGGUUCUGUUGCCAGGCCCACAGCUGCGUCUACUGGUAGUUCUAAAAAUGUGUCAUCUGGUGCUGCUGUUGGUGCCGCUGCUGGUGGUGCUUCUGGCUCUGCUGCUGGCAGUUCAGGUGGUGCGGCUGACCCAGGCAAGAAAGAACGGAAACCGUCUCAAAAGGCAGGCCCAGGUUUUGGUGGGUUUCGUGGGGGUCGUUAA
Messenger RNA from Closterium sp. Naga37s-1, 5013 nucleotides. The record is from the annotation of a GenBank genome assembly. NCBI's taxonomy places the organism in Eukaryota, Viridiplantae, Streptophyta, Zygnematophyceae, Desmidiales, Closteriaceae.